CAACAGCUGGUUAGAGGACAAAUAUGAGAACAGACGACAACUCACAGAGUCUUGCCAGAGCACUAGUAGCAGACGUUAAACAGGCGGACAAUCGACUAGAUACAGACAGAGAAAUCGCUAUAUAGAGAGUUUAAUAGAACAGCGGUGAUGGACGGAAAUCUAAGUAGACUAGCUCUGAUUGUAAGCAUACGAGUUCUUGUCGUAGUGCGUAAUGUAGUACAGCAAAAAGUGCUAUUAGACGUGUAAACUCUAUGCUCUACAUGCAAGUACUAACAUCACAUCUUUGACUUGUAACGAACUGAACAUUAUUUGUGUGCUUUUCGAAUGCAGAGAACAACUGGGAAAGGGUGGGUGCACUCUAACAGUGUGAUUGAUAGGGAAAAAGAGGAGACUGUCUAUUGCAUGUAUGGCUGUUGUAUUUCUUGUAUCUAGAGUCGUUUGCUGCUCUACGUCACGAGAAGCAGGAAGAAAAUAGGGGAAAAGGGGGUCGGAUCCAUUCGAGACUCGUGGAGUGAUUAGAGAACAGUCAGCGUAAGUGAAACAUUGAAGAAAAAUGGAUCGCGCAAGAGUGAAAGCCGUAAACGGGCAAGUUAUGUUGGUGGGAAGUGAGGGCGAUAGAUGCAUGUACUGAUGACGGCAUUGGUGCUGCCGGCGCUGUAUAGGGAAGGAACUAUGUGAAGCGGAUAAGCCAAGGGUGCUCCGAGGAGUUAGAGCCUUUGCCCUCAGGGGGUUCGGGGAAGGGAGUCGAGGCAGAAAAAAUCUAACUACUGUCAAAGCAAUACAACUUAUGAUAACUAUUGCUUUUGUUGCGGUGGCGCAAGAUAAAAAUAAAUGACGAAGGUGCAAAAAUCGACGUGUGUAAGACAAGCAUGCGGACCUGUAUCUGCUUAUUGGCGGCAGCCGUGGUGUCACGGCAAAGCUUCAGAGCUCAUUAUAUUUAGCAUGGCGACGAAACUGGUCAUGUACUAGUACUGUCCGAAUCGUACUAGCACCACGAUUUAACAUAAUAAUACAUACUUCCACGAGUCAUGGAGCAGAAUCUAUUGAGCAGAUGUGAUGUUCCGCAAAGAAAGCAAUACGCAGACUUGGUUAUCGUUGCGCCUUACAUCUGAUACAAGAGAGCUUGUGCAACUAAAAACAACACAACAGUACUACUGCCACGGACCACCGAUAUCUCCGUAUAAGAUUGUUGCUUCUGGUGUUACGAAGGUAACGCGUAACUAGGAAGAUAAGAGAGAAUUCAAAAUGUAGAAUUCAACAAAUCGGAAAGCCAAGAACGAGUUUGAAAUUGUUGACCGAAGCAAGAGAUGGAGGGUGAAUAGCGUUCAUUUAGGGGCAACAGUGAUUCAGCAGGAGACUGUACAUAGAGGGCCACUUUAAUAGAAGACGCAGUCUUUAGCAAGCCUAGAAUUUUCUACACAUUUAAUGCGAUGGGUGACAAACAAGUUCCUCGAUGGCCUUGGUCACCUGCGCAAGUGCCGCCGCAUUGCACACCCUGGAUCGACGAAAUGGUUCACAGGGUUUAUCAAUCUACGAUUUGCAAUAUACCAAUAGAAAUUCCUGGGGAUGGCCUGCAAUCCCUCACCCUGCCAGAAGUGUACACCAUACUUGAGCGGAAAUUGGCUGUAGGGGGUGUACCUGAAGAUAUGGAUCAAGGCGGUAUUGGAGGGGACCUUGGAAACAGCCAAGACAACGAGGCCGGCAGGCUGGGUCCGAAAGAUGUUGCUUUCGAUAUUAACUCGAAUGUUGGAUCCCUUGUUAUCUCACAAGACCGGCUCGGUGUCACAAGUCAAAGCAAUUUUAAUACUGUAAAGGCUAAUUGCUGUGUGUACCGUGGACGCUGGCAGUAUGAGGUGUCGUUGGGUAGCAAAGGUGUGAUGCAAGUUGGCUGGGCAACUGCCAAGUGCGAAUUUAAUGACGAACAGGGAGUUGGUGAUACACCGGACUCAUUUGCCUUUGACGGAAAUCGAAUACGAAAAUGGAACGUUUCCAACAUGAAGUACGGCCAAGCCUGGCUAGCAGGCGAUGUCAUUGGCUGUUGCUUGGAUCUCGACGCCGGUACGGUUUCAUUCUAUAGAAACGGGGUUUCGCUGGGUGAGGCUUUCCGAAAUAUUCGUCGAGGCCCGGGAUACGCGUAUUUCCCCGCCGUGUCACUAUCGUUCGGAGAGAAUCUUGUAGCAAACUUUGGAUCGAGCCGUUUACGUUACCCAAUUGAGGGCUACUCACCAUUAGUUGCAAUACCGGAUACGUCUCGUGCUCAGCUGGUCACCAAUCUAAUUUAUAAGGUUGUAAGCGUUUACAGUGAUGCCGAGAGGACGACAAUUAACCAAAUGAGCGAUGACGGAGCACAAAUUCUUCUGCGUGGAAGCCGCUCACAGGCGCUGCUCGUAGCUGCACCCGUAGUCGAGUAUUUCCCAUUGCUGGUUGAAACGCCAUACGUUCUCGAGGUAACGCUGCUGCCUUUGCUCGAACGAUUUCUUGAAGAGGAUCCGGAUCAAAUAGUGGCAUUCCUCUCGAUUCUCUGGACACUGCUUGAAUGGCAACAGAUACAUCAGGCCCUGGAGAAAUUGGCAUCUGUACUCAUCAGUUCAUACAGCUUUGCCGCUUCGGAUGUUGACUAUACGCAGCAGAAGAAAGUAAUUAGACUCUUUAUUCAUCUACUCUCACACACUUAUACGAGGCGGUAUCUCAUGUGCAAGGUGCUUUUUGAGAAGGGUCGGUUUUCAACACUAAUGAAAGUAAAACCGCUCGAUAUUCAACAUUUAGAAGAGGUGGUGCCUCAAGUCUGGCUGGAGGUUGCCCUUGAGGAGGGAGGACCGUGCGUUUACGGUUCACCAGCAGAAGAGGCUGUUGUCAAGGCUGCGUAUUUCAGUAGCCGUGACAGAAUUAAGUCGAUUGUUGCUGAUGUAGAGGGUCUUCAAGUGGAAUUACUCGCCACGGUAACUCAAGAUGACGACAGCUGUCCACCUCUUGGACAAACGUCCCGUGAUAAGUUUCUAUGUGAGUUCGAAAAACUUCUUAAGGAGCAUAGCCUAGCGCAUUCUGCUACGACGCUUCAAUCGUCACUAUCGACGGUCGCGAUCUCAUAUCUUCACAGGCUCAUCAGCAUAAUUCGUCAAUGUCUUCCGGUAGUAAAUCCGGCGGACGGUAGUGAACUCCGAGAGCACAGCUUAUUCGUGCCACUGUUUCACUUUCUAUCAGAGCAGUGGACGCCGGGUGAAGGCACUCGGGUAGGUGGUCUGUUUUCGAGCUUGCGCUGCACGCUUCAGGCAGAAUUACGCCAGGUUCUUAGCUCUAUGGCAUCGGUUCGUCAGCCAAGGGAGGAUCUGCCGUAUCAUAUGUCUCUGCCGCAAGUCGAGAGGACAAAAGCUAAUGCCACUGUCAAGGUAUUGAAGCUGAUUGACUCGGUGGUUCGGCUUUACACAGCUGUCGUACACGAGCAGCUAGAAAAGGCCGCCGCCUUGCGCGACAGUAUGAAAGACUACAUGAAGGCAUACCGAUCAACGCUCGAAUCACUUGCGCGAAAUAAAGCGGAUGAUUGGGCGCGAACAAAACUUGAAUGUUCUCGAGACGUAUUCCGAGAGAAGCUCAAUGAACAGGCGAGACAGAUGGCUUGGCUUAGUGCGACAAUGUUCUCCAAAGAGAAACAACUUGACCUUUACUGGCUAUUGCAGGUUGUUCUGCAUACUCUAGAGGAGGCAUCAAAAAGUGGGCCCUGCUUUGGAUUCGUGCCUGAUUUUUACGUCGAGGCAAGCGUCAAACUUUUCAAUGCUCUUUCAAACUUUUUUCCACCAACAGCGUGUCUAUCAGAUAUUCCGGGACAUUACAAUCUGCAGGUCCGGUAUAGUACAUUUCUCGCAUCGCAUUUCUCCGAUCCCCGAGUAGUUAACUCGGACCUUAAAGACGUUCUCAUCCAGGCCCUCGCUCAUCAUGUCUGCCCUCCGGAUACGCUCCGCUCUCUUGAGUGUAUGAGCAGUGAAAGCUCACAGGCGAUGGUGGCAGCCUUAUUGAGGCCAUACGGUAGAGCAUGGGCUCAUGCCAACUGGAUACUUGUUCGCCUCUGGAAAGGCUGCGGAUUCGCCUUUAGAUACAGUAUCGACCCACAUUUGGUAGACAAGAAGAUGUCGUUGUUGAAGCCUCGAGUGGCACCUGUGUUGCCGCCACACCCACCUCCUUGCCCUUCAGUUUUCUUUCAGAACCUAAUUUCAAAAUACCUGGAUGAGCACCCGGCUAACGCUGUGGCCUUCGUUGAAUCGGUCCUUUCUCAACUGAACUGGGCUUUUUCCGAGUUUGUAUCGAUGCUACAAGAGAUUCAAACUGCUCACAAUCGACCGGAAAGUUUGUACAGAAUUCUUAUUGAUUCACGCCACCUGAAAGUUUGCUCCACGUGUUUCGAUUUGACCGUAUCUCUGCUCAGGGUGGUGGAGAUGUUGGCUAACCUUUCACCAAGUUGUCUACUAAAGCCGUCAGGAUCAACUGCGUCUGCGAUGUUUCUCCCACGUCUAAUCCAAACCCUCUCGCACAUUCUUAAUCGAGUCUGCUACGGCAAGGGCUGCUUUGAACUUGUGGUUUCCCUUGACAUCGUUGGAUUGCAAAACAUCGGACACUUCUGCAUUAUUAGCGCCGUUGCAGGUAUUCUGAUUGCUCUAUUAUUGAAAGGUCCAAAGAAGAAUCGCGAGAUGGUUUUACGCCAGCUGUUCCAGGAACCGUCGUUCAUUCCUCAGUCGAUCGAGAGCUUUCUCGGUCCUUCAUCGUCAUCUUCAUCGUCAUCUUCGUUGUCAUCAUCAUCAUCAUCAGCAGCAGCAGCGAACAACAAUAGCGGCAGUAGCGGCGGUGGGAGUAACGGUGCAUCAACAUCAUUGUCAUCGGUUCCAUCGAUUUCGAGCCUAACCGGCAUAAGCUCGUCAUCGAGCAAACUGAGUCAUCACUAUCCAACAAACCAUACGUCAUCAGCUGUGGCUUCUUUAUCUCGUUCGAAAUCGAACAUCACCACUGGCACGGCUGUCAGCGGCCACGCGGACGCGUCUACUUUCUCUUUAGCUAACUACGGCGAUGUCAAAGAAGAAGAGAUUGAUCAGGUCCGCCAGCUGAUUCAGCUAAUUAAGAAAUCCUUCGCCACCGGGGAGGAAUCUUCGCAGCACAAUCCUCUUGGGCUCUACAGGCACCAAUCGGUCGACGAGGACUCAGACUCUGUAUGCACAAUCUGCUACGCUGCAGCAAAGAGUGCUGUGUUUCGUCCCUGUGGCCAUGAGUCAUGCAGGGAAUGCAUCCAACUGCAUUUGGUGCACCAACGUGAGUGCUUUUACUGUAAAGCGCCGAUCAAAUCAGUUGAAGCAACGCCGCCGGUCGAGGUGCCACCAGCCCCACCGGCGCCUCCUGCCCAGGGACCGCACGCUGACUAGAACUGCGGCAUACACGUUAAGAAAGACAAAAUCACAGAUGAAAUAAAAAGGAAUUUACGGAUUGCAGUAGGAGAAAUCGUAGAUGGUAAUAAAAAUGACUUCAAAAUCAUGGUAUCAAUGGACACGCCCACACGCAGCAUUCUGUAAAUAGAAACCGAUAUGCAAACACUUCUAGCGGAAGCCCGCAGCGUCGUCAGUCGUUGCAAAAACAUACGCGCAGAAUUGUAUGGGCAGAGAUCGGUGGCACCAUGGAAACGUCUUUUUUUCUUACCAACCAGCGUGAAUUUAUUUAGAUCCUCCACAUUAUCAAUUAAUAUUUGGCAAUAAUUGAUGAAGUCCUAUUAACAACAUGUAGGUAUCGAAAAAUGCUUUACAAACGCAUAGCCUUCGUUGACUCGUAGUAUCUAUAAUGUAAAGCGUCUAUGCUUGUAUGUACAUAUUUGUGAAGUGGUCGUAUAGUAUGACAUGAUUGAGAGAACUACAAAGCUAACCGAUUUCAUAUGAGGACGGUUCAAGCACAAAAAUUUUUUUAAAAACUACCGAAGUCAGUGCAAAAAAUGCAUGAAAACAAGGAAUGAAAUAAAAGAUUGGCUUUAUUUUUUCAAACCAGCAUUUGCUGCUCAGAUCUGGUGGAAUGAAUAGAAUGAUUUUAAAAUGGACUAAGUCGAAUCGAUGCCACCGUUACCAAUGUGACGCAGCAAGAUUGUCAAAUCUAGUGAAACAAUCUCGGUAGACAAUCCGCUUAAAAAAGAGAGCUGGCAAAUUAAAAAAAACUGACACCGAUCAAGAAUUGCUUCUGUACAGAACGAGAAAAAAACUAGCUUUAAAGUAGGACUAAAGCAACUUUUUAUGAAGUGCGAAAAUAAAAUUUGUUGGAUCGAAUAACAACAAUAGUACGGAAUAUAAGUCGAGUAUUGUAUUAAAACUAUUAACUUAAUAAGACAGGUAGGUACUGAGACCUAAUGGCAAUGCAACAAAUAUCAAGUCCUCUACUCUCGGUUUAUGUAGCACGGUAAGCCAAAACUACCUCCACAGAUUGAAAAAGCGUCUAAUUACCUAGGGUUUUUUUGUAUAUUGAAAUGUCCAGCAAACCUUAAAACAGCGUAUAAAAAACGAAAAGAUUUGGCUACAGAGGUGUCCAGACGCACAUGUGACGUGUCUAAAAAAUACAACAAGGAAUUGUUGGUUAGUAGCAUAAUAUGAGUAGACGCCGGUCAAUUAAUUAUACUCUCAAAAUGUAGUAUUUUAAUACUAUAUACUGUAAUAUUCUAGCGGCAUAAAAUUAUAAGAACUAUUGACAUGGUAUUAGGAUGCCCUUAUAACAAGGGCUUUGCAACAACAAACAAGGGGUUGCAGAAUUAAAUUCGCUCCCUUUU
Molecule: messenger RNA, 6778 nt
Organism: Varroa destructor (honeybee mite)
Lineage: Eukaryota; Metazoa; Arthropoda; Arachnida; Mesostigmata; Varroidae
Product: E3 ubiquitin-protein ligase RNF123-like
Cellular component (GO): cytoplasm
Molecular function (GO): protein binding; ubiquitin-protein transferase activity
Source: RefSeq, a predicted model, not a curated record